AAACGAUAAUAAACAUGGCGGGCAAAUUCUCGAGUGUACUGUGGCUAUAUUGUAUUCUUUUUGUCAUCCCUGUGUGCUAUCCUGCCGAAGAUAGUGGAAUUUUACCUGAAAGUGACGUUAUAAAAGGUAGUUUUAAUAAGAAUGGAUUUCACAGGGGGCGAGAUAAUUCCGUGGCAUGUUUUAGCUACUGCAGAGGUAAUUAAGAUAAUCGCAAAUUCUUAAUCGCUAACCCUCAUUCUAAACUUUCUUUUACAGCUGACGUCGAAGAGAGCUCUGCUCCAGUGGACAUUAAUAACACAAUGUUAGAGGAAGCAAUCCAAACAAUGAACAAAACGACCAUCGCAGAUGUGAAUAAUGGAACCAUUUCCGAAGAAAACUCUUCGCAAAUUGAAAACGCCUCAGAAGUUGUCAACACCACCAAUUCAACUAGUGCGAGUUCCGAAUUGCCAAAAUACUUCUGUAAGGGCCGGAAUAACUCACUAGGCAACGGUUCUGUUGAGCAGAGGGUGGUAAUCGUUAAGGCAGAUGAGCUGAUGCAGUGGAUUAACACGACAGAGGACAAUGAAACCGAUUCUUGUGCAGUUGUGCUGUUUUAUACUGAGUAUUGCCCAUUCUGUGCAAAGCUUGCUCCACUGUAUAAUGCUCUGGGCAGAGUUUACAACAAUCUUCCUGUUCUGGCAGUAGAUGCUUAUAAGCAGCAUAGGUAAGGGACCUUAACAGUCUGUUCCUUUAGUAAUGAAAAUUAUUGGAUGGUGCUGGGCAUGAUAUGAAGAAUUACAAUCAAACCUGCAUUUAUAAGUGGUCACCCCGUCUGCAGGGUAUAGCAGAACUCGACAAGAUCUUGCGUGUGCAAGACCGUUUUUAGGCCCUUAUUGCUUAUAUAUUUUUAAAAAACACUCGUGCGUGCACCUGCCAUACUCUGCAGACUGGGUGGUCACCCUGGGGGAAUGACCAACUGACUAACCAAAGAAUUGAUCAAGAAAAUAGAUGGUUGUAAGCGUAGUAUCCAUAACAUAAUAAGUUGACCUCAAAUUGUUUCUGCCUGUUCUUGUGCCUAAAGAAAGGGAGUAAAUGAUCGCUGAAUGCAAUGCUCAGGGUUUCUACUGCACUUGUGUUUUUGUUUGCAAAGUGACUGUUUAAUAGAUGUGAAAACAUUAAAAGGCAACUCAUUGGAACCAUGGGAAAGGUGACUGCUUAAUACAGCAAUUAAGGAAAAAGAUUUUCAGGACUUAACCCUUUAAGUCCCAAUAGUGUCCAAGAUCAAUUUUCUCGUAACAAUAUCCAUACAUUGUCAAGAGAUUAGGUUAUGAGAAUUAAUAAAAUGAUCAGCAAAGAGAAAAUGCCUUUAUCUCUUAUCAGAUUCACUCAACUACAGUAAUUCUUUAAUGAAAUGUAUGCAGAUCAGUUUGGAGAAUUUGUAUGUGGAUCUUGGGGUUUAAAGGGUUAAGAAAGUACCACUCCCUUAAGAGGAGGGGUGACCACUUAAUGCAGAUCCUUGUUAUUAUGCCGGUUUGACUGUAUGUAGGUCCUGACAGAUUUCUUUAAAAAGCAGUUUUUGUCGUUCAAGUCAUAAUUUUGUCUACUCGUGCUUAAAGCAGUAAUUUAUUUUGGCUAUUGUAUCUUUUUUUUGCUUUCUUUUAUUUAUUUAUUUUAACACCAACAACAAAUUAAAUACAAGUAAAAAGUGACUAAAGUAAAAAAAAAAACACGCACACACCCAGAAAGCAUCAAUUGAGAGGAGAGCAGCAGGCGAAAAGCAAAUAGCAAAGUUAAUACAUCUUGUCUGUUUUUCCUUUUUCUCUCCCUGCUCUUUCGUUUUUCCUUGGGUAAAAGGGCACAGUCAAAACAAAACAAAACAAAAAAGAGAUGUAGAGAAGAUAUAUAUAUUUAAUUAUGUUUUGGAGACUCAGGCAAAAGGCUUUUAUCUUGUAUGCAAACUUUUGAAAUCUUCCACAAUUUCCUCACCAAAACAGCUGAUCCACCCAUGCUGCUGUGCUUGCAUUAGGUGAUACGGGUGGGUCUACUGUUAUGUUUAUUGCACAUCAAUAUUGUGAAAUAAUUGCAAACAUCUUCCAAAUUUGGUCAGUGCUAGACCCAGCUGGUUAUAAAGAAUUAGGCGCAAGAUCCAAGAAAAAUAUUUAUUUUGAAUAAGGUUAGGUAUUAUCCUAAAGUGUGAUGGAAAUUUAUCAGUCAGUUUUCUUCGCAAGCAAUUUGCCUGAAAACGCUUGUAGAAGGGUUUCUAGUACAUUUCUUUUUCUUCAUUUCUCUUAUUCCAACUAAAGUUACCCUUCAAUCCAUCUGGCUCUUUUCAUUAGCUACAGUGAAUUCUCAGUGCUGAGCAUUGGUUUGGCUCCCUUUUAUGGCUCUGUAUUCUUGUACACAAUGCCAGAGGCAUACACGAAGGAGCCAUAGCAGCACAAGUUCAUGCUGGUUGCUGUAUACUACCAGAGAAAGAAUUUCAUUCCUGUGAAAUUAAAUCUUCCGACAGUGUCUUGUAAAUGCAGAACAACCACUCAUUUUGGCAUAAAAUCAGUCUCCUUGUGGAGUGGAUUAGAUAGCUGGUUAUUUUCAUCCAUUCAGUAUGGCAUUGCCGUAUUGGACCAUGGACUAGGAGAAAACUUUUAAACAAAUGCUGCUAUGAGGGUGACCUGGCUAGGAGGGUCACCCCCUCUAGUGGAACCAACUUCUUAUUUCUCAUUUAAAGAGUUUGCGAAGUUUUUUUUUAACCCAUUCAAAAUUUUGCCAAAAAAUGCGUUUUGAAGCUACUCAAGUGAUGUUCUGGUCACUGUUGUGCCAUAACGGUAGCUUAAAGACUUACCAUAAGGCUAUUUACAUGUCGUACACAGCCUUCUGAUCCAGAUACAAAAUAUUAGCUUGCAAAGUUUGGGCAUGCACCGAAAGCAAAAUUUUGAGAGUUUUAAAGUGAGAAAGGAGUCUUGACUUUUACUCCUUUACUUUCUCUCCUCCCUUCCUUUUUUUACUUUUCUUACCUCAUUUUCUUUCUUUUGAGCACUGGGCAUUUAGUAGGCUUAAUUUUGGUGGGCAAAGUUUUUUGGAAAGCUUUUAGGAUCUUAGAAAAAAAUUAAUCAAAAGAAAAGGUAAGUGGGAAGUGAAGCAAGAUUUUCAUGAAAUUUUUCUGGUCAAUGUUACAAGGUUUUUUUGCCUUUUUCUUCUUUUGUCCUUGACUGAGUUGUGUUCAUUCUGGUAUGAUUUGAAAGAUCUCUUCACUCUGCACAAGGUAGCAGACAAAGUUGUCCUUGACCAUUAAAACUGAUGAUGUCACAAGCAGUAGAAGGGAUGUGGGUUGCUCAGGGGUGAAUGGCUUAAGGAAACAUAUGAAAAUUUGGCUAACACAGGGUAGCCAGGGUAGGCAUGUGACCCUUCUACCCUGGAAAAGUUAGAACAGCUCAAACCAAGUGACUCAAAAUACAUAGGCUGUGCAGAAUAAUGAGGCCAAGGGUCGAGGCAAAGUCUUAUACAGGAUUCACUGUAAUUUAAACUGUAUAAUGAAAGAGUUCACAGUACAUGUAAGUUGAUCUUAGGUCCUGCCAUUCUUGUUAUCUUUUCAGCUUAAAUACUCGAUUUGGAAUUGUUGCUGUGCCUACCAUUCUGUUAUUUCAUACAGGGAAGCCUGUUUUGAAAUUCAACAGUUCAGUUUCCUUGGAUGAUAUGAGGAACUUUAUCAAGAAUAACACAGGUAUGAUUUUUAUGGUUCUUAACAAUUUUGUACAUUAUUAUUUAACAUUUGUAAAUUUAUAUUGCCAAUAAGGUAGUUUCCCAGUGGUGUGCUUUAAAAGUUUAUAGACCUUAAAUCAAAGUUCCUUUUGUUGUAGGUGUUGAGGGAAAUUUCACUCUACAGAUAUCUGAGGAAGAUUACCUUGGUCCACUAAAAAACAAACCAGUUGAUGAAACGGAUUAUUAUUUGCUACUCUCUGUGCUCUUUCUGUUGACAUUUGGGGUUUUCAUGUUUGGAAAAUCUAGUUACAGGCAGCUACUGUUGGAUAGGAUUCAAGCGAUCAACUGGCAGAGAUUUUUUCAUUGGUUCAGCAGAGAGAAACAGGAGUAGGCCUUUUGUUUUUGCUUUACAAAUAUAUCAGAGUAGAAUAACUUGUUAUGUCUGAGACAGACAAGGGUUUCAGACAGCAUCAAAAUUAAUGUUGACUCCAUCUUUGAAAGUGGAUCAUAUCUGGUGAGUGGCAAUCCUAGAAAACUGCUCUGCAAUGGCUCUCCAGCUGUCUGGCUGUAAUGUAUUCCUUCAUGGCAUAGGAAAAAGUUCCUUUUUUGGCUCUGCACCUUCUUAAAGGAGCUGUGUCAUGAAAUUUAACAAAAUUCAAACAGUGGGUACUGCUACCAAACUGAGUAAAACAUAAAAAUAACUGCUCAAAACAUGAAAAGAAAGUAUAAGUAACACAGUAAACACCAAAGGAGCCAAGGAUGGACAAACUUAAGGAAGACUGAAACCAAUAAAUGUAGUACGUUGUACUGUAUUUGAGGACUUUGAGAACUUGUUAGCCUAAUGGUUUUUCAAAGUUCCUUUUUUUCGUUUCUAAUUUUAAAUAUAAUGGUUUUGAGACAUGUUUUGUAUGACAUGAGGCUGUAAUUUUGUGAUUCACAAAUAAUUCCUCCACUUCCUUAACAAAUAAGGAUGCUUAAUUGGCAUUAUUAUUAAACCAAAUGAACUACAGCUGUAAACAGCCGUGUCACAGACCCUUCAUUAAAUUAUUUCGGAUCAAUAAUUGAGGGAACUGGGAAACUGCCCACCUACCCCUUCCUAAGCCAACAUUUUGCC
Porites lobata is the source of this 4789-nucleotide messenger RNA. The record is from the annotation of a GenBank genome assembly. NCBI's taxonomy places the organism in Eukaryota, Metazoa, Cnidaria, Anthozoa, Scleractinia, Poritidae.